Notothenia coriiceps (black rockcod) is the source of this 1267-nucleotide messenger RNA. Its product is annotated as serine/threonine-protein phosphatase PGAM5, mitochondrial-like. The record is from RefSeq and is a predicted model, not a curated record. Gene Ontology annotation, molecular function: protein serine/threonine phosphatase activity. Gene Ontology annotation, biological process: peptidyl-threonine dephosphorylation; positive regulation of mitochondrial fission. The coding region runs from base 285 to 713 and encodes 142 amino acids. The transcript has 2 exons. Gene Ontology annotation, cellular component: mitochondrion. NCBI's taxonomy places the organism in Eukaryota, Metazoa, Chordata, Actinopteri, Perciformes, Nototheniidae.
CUGCCGCCAUGAAACCAACGAAGAAGAAGCUUGUUGGACUGUCUAUAUUAGCUUUGCUAUUCUCUUGAGCUACUGACAGCAUUAUUUUUAGUUUAAUAGCUUAAAAAACUGCCAUCUGAUUAAAACUGUGGCAAAGAAAGGGCGUUUUGUUUCAGUUGGUGUAUUGGAAUUACCAAAUAAAACACAACAUAAUCAAAAGCGAGGGAGAAGACUGCGUUACCUUUCUGUAACGGUAACGCAGAUUAAGCUAAUCAGCUAGCAACAGUUUGCCCUAUUCUCUCAGGAUGUCGUACAGGAAGACUUUAAAACUUGUGUGCGGGCUGGCUGGAGGAUCUGCCGUCUUGGUGUUCGCUGCAGCCGCCACAGACUCCCGGGGAUUGUUCGGUGAUCUCCGGGGAGGAGAGGCGGGUCGCUGGUCCAGACUGUCCGUCCUGAGAGCUGCGCAGCCGGCGUGGACUCCUGCCAACCACACGCCGAGCCCCACCGGACACUCCUGGGACUUUAACUGGGAUAAGAGAGACCCGUCUGCACUGACCAAUGGGAAGAAGAAGGAGAGCUCCACUGAAGACCCCAGCUCCGAGCAGGACAACGGGAAACCCAAAGCCACGAGGAACAUCCUCCUCAUCCGACACUCGCAGUACAACCUGAGCGGCCUCAGCGACAAGGAGAGGAUCCUCACUCCUUUAGGUGCUCGCUCUUCACCUUUUGGAUAAGAUAAUAACACGUUUAUUUAUUAUAGCACAUUUCACAGAAAUAGAAUUCACAAGAAAGAACGAAAGUUCAAAUGAAGACCACAGAAACAUGAAUACAAUAACCACGAGGCAUACAUUUAAGGUCCACAUAAAACCAAAACACGGACCACGUGGAGUCCUGAAAGGAACCAACAUGAGAACAGAACACAUCACACACAUAACAGAUAGAAAUAAAAGCCAAUGUAGGCUGUGGCUCAGUGGGUAGUGCGCUGAACUUGGAAUCAGGGGGAUAGCAAGUUGGAGUCCGGCUGCAGUCAGCAUGUCGUUGUGUCCCUGAGACACUUCACCCCAAAUCGCUCCUGUGGGGAUUGUCCACAGUACUGAAUGUAUGGAAGUCGCUUUGGAUAAAAGAUUCUAACAAGUGACAUGUCAUGUCAUGUAAUGUAAUGUAAUGUAUAGGUCUUCAGUCGUCAGUAGAAAAGAUAAGAAUUACUUUAUUCAUCCCGAAUUGGGACAUUUUCUCAUCACAAGACAAGGCAUUGUGAAUAAGAGAAAUAAACAAUCCAAAAUGUAAA